Darwinula stevensoni is the source of this 1443-nucleotide messenger RNA. NCBI's taxonomy places the organism in Eukaryota, Metazoa, Arthropoda, Ostracoda, Podocopida, Darwinulidae. The record is from the annotation of a GenBank genome assembly.
AUGGGUGUCAAAAGGCUCAUUGGAAGAAGAUUUGAUGAUCCUUCAAUACAGAAUGACAUGAAGCAUUGGCCCUUCACUGUCAUCAAUGAUAAUGGAAAACCCAAGAUUGAAGUUAAAUACAAGGGGGAAAUGAAAGCUUUCUCCCCUGAGGAGAUCAGUUCCAUGAUGUUGGAAAAACUGAAGGAAAUUGCAGAGGAAUAUCUGGGAAAGCCGGUGAGAGAUGCUGUGGUGACAAUGCCUGCCUACUUCACUUCUUCUCAGCGACUAGCUACUGAGCAAGCAGGGAAGAUGGCAGGAUUGAACGUCCUGCGUGUAAUGUGUGAACCAACAGCAGCUGCCAUUGGUUAUGGUCUUGGUAGAAAAUUUGAAACAGAGACCAACGUCCUCGUCUUUGAUCUCGGUGGUGGCACGUUAGAUGCAACCAUCCUGACUAUUCAAGAUGGGAUCUUUCAAGUAAAGUCCACCUCUGGUGAUACUCACCUGGGUGGCGAAGAUUUCGAUAACAGAAUGGUCAACCACUUUGUUCGUGAGUUCGAGCGAAAGUUCAAGAAAAACAUUGAUAAGAACGAGCGAGCCGUUUCUCGUUUGCGCGCUGCUUGCGAAAAAGCAAAGAGGAAUCUGUCUACAUCUGCAAAGGGACAAAUAUAUAUAGAUUCUUUGCUCGAAGGCAUUGAUUUCCAAGCCACUAUCACCCGUGACGAAUUUGAGAAGAUGAACGACGAUUUAUUCUGCAACAUACUGGAACCAGUGCAGAAGUUAGGAGACGAAGCCGUCGCCUACGGCGCUGCUAUUCAAGCUGCCAUCUUACAAGGGGACAAGCAUAAAAUGACGAAGGACUUGUUGGUGCUUGACGUGACUCCGUUGUCCCUGGGGAUUGAGACAGCUGGAGGAAUGAUGACUCCUCUCAUCAAGCGCAAUACUGAGAUCCCCACUAAGCAGGCCCAAACCUUCACCACUACUUCUGAUAGCCAGACUGAUGUACUCAUUCAAGUCUAUGAGGGAGAGGGGACCACCACCAAACAAAAUGCUCUGCUAGAUGCCAAGCUGGACAAGGCCUCUAUCGAUGAGAUUGUUCUUGUGGGUGGCUCUACUCGCAUUCCAAAAAUCCAAAAGACCUUGGUGGAUUUCUUCAAUGGCAAAGAAUUGAACAGGAGCGUCAAUCCUAACAAAGCCGUCGCCUACGGCGCUGCUAUUCUAGCUGCCAUCUUACAAGGGGACAAGCAUAAAAUGACGAAGGACUUGUUGGUGCUUGACGUGACUCCGUUGUCCCUGGGGAUUGAGACAGCUGGAGGAAUGAUGACUCCUCUCAUCAAGCGCAAUACUGAGAUCCCCACUAAGCAGGCCCAAACCUUCACCACUACUUCUGAUAGCCAGACUGAUGUACUCAUUCAAGUCUAUGAGGGAGAGGGGACCACCACCAAACAAAAUGUGAGUCAUCAUUGA